CGCUGACUAACCUGCGAGCAGAAAAAAGAUCGCACCCGCGCCUUCCCUUCUCCUUGAAAACCGGAGACCACGUUGGCUGUGCCGCAGGCCUGUUAUUUUCCACUUCGCGGGGGAAUAAAAACAACAAAGUUCAGGAAAGCAAUAGGAUAAGCCUUCGACGGAUUAAUAUUCAUGAAGCCGGUGAUGUCAUGAGCAGGAGAGCUGUGGCCUCCUGAAAGCGCCAUUUCCUGGAGGAGAAGCAAGAAGCCGAUGCCAAGACUUGCAGAAGGAAGUCGCGGCGGCCGAAGGAGGGAGCUCCGCGCCGGGCCAAGCUCAACUCGGCGGGCUCGGCGGGCCCGAUGAACUGUGUGCACUGCGGGAGGGAGGCCGGCAGGGGGGGACCUUCCCGACUUGGCGAUCGCAAGCUCGGGGAAAGGGAGCAGAGCCGCCGGCCGAGCCAGCGCUGGUGGGGUGCCUGGCGCUGCCAUCUCCAGCCGCUUCUUUUUUGCCGGGCUUGCCGGGCGCGAUCGCGUGGGCGCCGAGCCCCUCUUCGCGCCCAAAUCGAGGGGGCGCGGACCUUCUCUUUCAAAGAAGGGGCGUCCUUGGUUUUCCUCUCCCUUCUUUCCCCCCUCCCUUGUUGCUUUGCCGCCCGCCCGUUCUCCUUUUCCCCCUUUUCCUCCCCUUCCUUUCCUCCCCGACUUUGAAUUUUUGGGGUCCGACGCGAGACGAGCCCUUUGGAGGUCGCAAGGAGGAUGGUGAUAAAAAUGAUGAGGGGGAAGAGAUGGAGAUGAAGCAGACUAUGCAGAUGCGGGGACUCCUGUUGCUGUUGCCGGCACUAUGGGCUCUGUUUUCGCGGGACUUCAGGGCUGUAACAGAAGCAAAAGGGGUUGGAAUGCCAAUCAAACUGACAGUGUCCCAAGGGCAGCCAGUGAAGCUGAACUGCAGCCUGGAGGGAAUGGAAGAACCAGAGAUGCUGUGGAUCAAGGAUGGAGCUGUGGUGCAGGGUAUAGACCAGGUGUACAUUCCAGUAAAUGAAGAACACUGGAUAGGCUUCCUCAGCUUGAAGUCUGUAGAUCGGACAGAUUCUGGAAAAUAUUGGUGCCAAGUGGAGACCAAUGGGAAGAAAGAGGAAUCACAGCACGUAUGGCUUAUUGUGGAAGGUGUUCCCUAUUUCACUGUUGAGCCAAAAGACCAGUCAGUCAUCCCUGGUAGGCCUUUCCAGAUGGCCUGUGCUGCAAUAGGACCACCUGAGCCAGUGACAAUUAUUUGGUGGAUGGGUGAUUCCAGGCUUGGACAUCCAGAUAUCUCUCCCUCCACUCUAAAUGUGUCAGGUAUUAACCAAAGCACAGUUUUCUCCUGUGAAGCCCACAACAUAAAGGGAUUAUCUUCAUCUCGAACGGCUAUUGUACAGAUUAAAGCAAUCCCUUUCCCAUCUCUCAAUGUGACAGUCACUAACAUCACCAGCAACAAUGCCAGUGUCACUUGGCAACCCGGAUUCGAUGGCCUUUCCCCCCUACACUCUUGUGCAGUACAGGUGGCUGACCUGCAGGAAGAGGAUGAGGUGGUCACUGAAGUUUUCUCUGUCCCUCCCUUUACAAGGGUUUUACCAGAUUUAAAGCAUGCCACCAAUUACAGUGUUCGAGUUCAGUGCUCUAAUGAGAUGGGCAGCUCUCCUUUUUCAGAUUGGGUCUAUUUUCAGACCUUGGGAUUAGCUCCAAAUUGUACUCCACAAAAUGUACACAUUAUCCAAAGAGAUUCUUGUCUGAUUUUGGAAUGGGAAGCAGUAGCUCCAGAAAUGUUUGGGGAGAAUGCCUUAGGAUACAGGUUGGAGUGGAUCCAAGAUAACAUAACUCAGGGGGAAAUGAUUGUGAAGGAAGCAAGAGCUAACCUUUCUAUGUGGAACCCCUUAAAAGACCUUAUAAUCAAGGUCUGCAUACUCAGUUCAGCCGGUUGUGGACCUUGGAGUGAGCCCUUACUGCUUACAUCCCAAGAUUUAAUAGGGGGGCAAAGGCAGCCUCUUUAUGGAACAUCCUGGGUUCCUGUGGUUUUAGGAAUUCUGACGGCACUGGUUACAGCAGUUGCCUUAGCCCUAAUUCUUCUACGGAAAAGAAGAAAAGAAACUCGGUUUGGUCAAGCCUUUGGCAGUGUGGUCGGAGGUGAUCCUGUAGUCCAUUUCAGAGCAGUGCGAUCAUUCAACCGAGAAGUCCCAGAGCUUAUUGAAGUAACAUUGGACAGUAUAGGAAUCAGUGAUGAAUUGAAGACGAAAUUGAAAGAUGUCUUAAUUCAGGAGCAGCAGUUUACUCUGGGAAGAAUGCUAGGCAAGGGGGAAUUUGGCUCUGUCAGGGAGGGUCAGUUGAAAAUGCCUGAUGGCUCUCUCCAGAAAGUUGCAGUGAAAAUGCUAAAAGCUGACAUCUUCACUUCCAAUGACAUAGAGGAGUUUCUGAAAGAAGCUGCUUGCAUGAAGGAGUUUGACCAUCCACACAUUACUAAAUUAAUAGGGGUCAGUUUGCGUAAUCGGCCUAAAGGUCGCCUUCCGAUCCCAAUGGUUGUCCUGCCCUUCAUGAAGCAUGGAGACCUUCACUCUUUUCUAUUAAUGUCCAGGAUUGGAGAAAACCCCUUCAGUUUGCCACUUCAGACCCUCUUAAAGUUUAUGAUUCACAUUGCUAGUGGCAUGGAAUACCUGAGCUCCAAAAACUUUAUACAUAGGGAUCUAGCUGCUCGGAACUGCAUGCUGGAUGAAAACAUGAAUGUCUGUGUUGCUGAUUUUGGGCUUUCAAAGAAAAUCUAUAGUGGAGAUUAUUACCGUCAGGGCUCUGCCUCAAAGCUGCCAGUGAAGUGGCUUGCAUUGGAAAGCCUGGCGGACAAUCUCUACACAACUCACAGCGAUGUGUGGGCAUUUGGUGUGACCAUGUGGGAAAUUGUGACCCGAGGGCAAACUCCGUAUGCAGGCAUUGAAAAUGCAGAAAUUUACAACUACCUCAUCAGUGGGAACAGACUGAAGCAGCCCCCAGAGUGCCUCGAAGAUAUCUACGAUCUCAUGUGCAGAUGCUGGCAUUUGGAACCCAAGCUACGUCCAAGCUUUGGAGCUCUGAAACUGCAGCUUGAAAUGAUUUUGGCAAGACUGUCAUUGCUUUCAAACAGUCAGGACCCUCUUUAUGUCAAUGUUGGGAGAUCCCAAGAAGCUUGCAGGAAUGAAAUCACCAUGAAUUGCCCUUUUGGAGCCUUGAAUGGGGAAACAGGAGCAAUUGCUGCUGUGACUAGUGACUAUCGUUACAUCAUGAACCCGUCGUGCCUUGGAAACGAUGCAGAAAGUGAGAGACUUCAGGAUUUAUAUGACGGAGAAGCCCAGAGCCUCCUUUAUGAUCUAGAGAUGGGAGCAAAACUAUGUUAGCCCAAACAACAACAACCACAACAAAAUAGACUUUACUUUUCCCUCCAAUAAGAUGUGUCUAUUUUAUGGUAUCAUUUUAUGGUAUCACCAAACAGAGACGCUUGGAAGCUGCUUUUAACCAACAGAAGUUGUAGUAAUUAACGUCAGCUGCAUCUGUGGCUUCUGACAGCUAUUUCGGAGCUAACAUCUCAAAUUAAUAGAAUCACCUCCUGGCCUUCCGAGAGAAACCCUGCAAUUGUCUGUGAAAUGCAGUGGGAGUGGCCUCUGGACAGCCUGCUGAGUCGCAGUAUUCUCCCUGGGAAUUGGGGUUAAGUCAGGGGUGAAAUGCUCCCGGUUCGGACCGGAUCAGUCGAUCCGGUGGCGAUUGUGGCAGGUGGUUCGGAGAACCAGUAGCGAUGGCGGGGUGAGGCUCCGCUCACCCGCCUGGGUCUUGUUAUUCCUGGUUUUGACCAGGAAGUAAUGUGUUUUUUACCCUCUGCGCAUGUGAAGCGCACUUCCGAACCGGUAAGGAAGGUAAGUAGAUUUCACCCCUGGGUUAAGUACUCCGUAUAUUUGGGGGUGAAGGGUUUUUGGUGUGGGGUUUCCCCCCCCUCCUAACAGAUAUGGGAGAAGAGGCAUGUGCCACAUACUCCAAACCAUGGAUAUUAUCUUUCAGAGCAUGAGAAACAAAGAGCCUAAUUUAGCAGUAGCUACCUCAGUGGUCCUCAAACUGGGUUCUAUGCAGCUGCUUCUCUACAAUGAAGAAACACUGGGCUGGUGUGUAGUUGGCAGAGGAAAGCAUUCCUGGGAAGAUAAGGAGAUUGAGCAAAAGCGUUCCAGUUUCCCUCUUUUUCCCACAGGUUCUUAUUUACCUGCCUUUUUCUUUUCUUCUUUCUGAUUUGAAUCAUACAGAUUCCCCCCCGCCCCAUUUAUAACAAAACUGACCGUGUGGGGAGUGUUAGAAUUUAUGGGAAUAAUGCAAAACGAAUAAAGACACACCUGCAUUGGAAUAAUUUGGCAUUAAGAUCAAAAUCUUGGACCCAUUUACCUGAUAGUAAUCCCACAAAUUCAGUGGGAUUUACUUAUGAAUAGCUAUUAUAAACUCUGCAAGUUCUGUCAGUGGGCACAUGCUUUGGCAUAUAGCUUCACUUCUGUUUCCUGUCUAGCUACUACAAUGAUAUGGCUAGCCUUGCUUUCCAUAUGUAUUGCUUGGGAAUGUGGGGGAACUAAACCUCCCCCAAAAUUAAAAACAAAGUGCUGAGGGGUUUCAUAUGGGUUAUAGGCAAUGGUGAAAUUCAAUUUUUUUUACUACCGGUUCUGUGGGCGUGUCUUGGUGGGCAUGGCAGGGGAAGGAUACUGCAAAAUCUCCAUUUCCUCUUCACUCCUAGGGGAAGGAUAUUGCAAAAUCUCCAUUCCCAUCCCAUUCUAGAGCCAGCCAGAUAUGGUAUUUGCCAAUUCUCCGAACUACUCAAAAUUUCCACUACCGGUUCUCCUGAACCUGUCAGAACCUGCUGGAUUUCACCCCUGGUUAUAAUAUAUAUUGCUUAUAAGUAAGCAAUAACAUUUUUUGCUAUGAAAACACACAAUGUCUAAAACAAUAAAAGGAGGUAAUUCUUUAAAAACCUAUUAAAUUUGUGCAUCUAUUCUGGCACCUUUUCUUUUUUUAAAUAAAUAUUAGCCCCUCUAAAUAAAUGAUUGACUGACAUCAAUGGAAUACUUAGAGGAUUUUAUUUAUUUUUUUUGCCUAAUACAAAAAAACAACUGUUUUCAGUUUGAAAGCUUGAGAAUCACUGGCUUGUUAAAUUAAACGUCUUCUUAAAUGCUUUUCAGCUUUUCUGUAAAAAUUAAAUUCCAUUGCAUUAUUUUGUGCCUUCAAGUCUUGACUUCUAAUACAGCUACCUAAUUCAGCAACAUUCCAGAAAAAAGAUUCCAUUUGAAAUCUGUGAUUUCUCAGUUCAACUUGAACAAUUAGUCACAAUAGGAAAGUACUAUAUUAUGUGCUUUCAAAUUAUAUGUCAAUGAAUACAUUUGUUUUUUCUAGCUAUUUCAAAUAUAGUUUAAGCCUUAAGACUUGGGUCCCUAAUGUGAUGUCCAGAAGCAGCAUUGUGCCUACCAGUACAUUUCUUAACGUUGGCAAAUAUCUCUACCUUACCUGAUUGUAUUUAUUUACAUUCAUUUAGUAAGCAACAAUGAUUGGAAAGUUAGCAUGUUCUAAAACACAGCAUCAGUGAUAAAUUUCUAAUAAUAUUACUGGACUCUCAGUGGCUGCAACUUGGGGUUUUAUUUUCCUUCUAGUAAAAGAUGUUUGUGACUAACCUCAUUUAUCUUAGCAGCCAUUUGAUGGGAAAGCCUAUAGUAUUUUUUAAAAAUGCUCACUGAUUUAAAAAGGUUAAAAAUGCUUAAAAUUGUUAGCCAUACUCUCUUUGUGUUCACCAAAAAUAUUUCUUCUUCCCAAUUGUAGAAAAUUAGUAAUCUAGAAUUUCUGUAAUUCUAGUCAUCAAAGAAAUCCUCAUGAGGGACCUUGACAAGGUUCUUUCUACCUAUUAAUUUACCUUUUCAUUAUCUUUUCAAUCUUUUUUCACAAAAAUGGGAUUCUUAAACGUGAUAUGCCUCUAAGAAUUAAGAGAGGAAUUACCAUACUCAGGUCACAACACUUAAUCUAUGCUAUUCCAUCUCUGCUUGAGUUCUUACACAGCCUUUCCCUACCCCAGCUCUUCGGAUAAAUAUUAAAUGUGAAGGUUAAAUUCCAUCACAAGAUAUUGAGCUGGGCUGAUAGAAGAAAUUGCAUUCUAUAACAUCUGAAGCAUUGCGAGUUGCAGAAGGCUCCCCCGUUAUCAGCUUUCCGUGUAGCUAAGAAAUAGAACCCACCGGAGUCUCUACAGAUAAGACCAUGUUUUGGUUUUACUGAGCCGUGGUGCCUCAGUGGUUAGAAUGCAGUAUUGCAGCUAAUUCUGCCCACUUACAGGAGUUCGAUCCUGACCAGCUCAAGGUUGACUCAGCCCUCAAUCUUUCCGAGAUCAGGAAAAUAAGUAUCCAGAUUUGUUGGCAAUAUGCUGACAUUGUAAACUACUCAAGAGAGUAUUGUAAAGCAGCGGCCCCAAACUCUUGGGCACCAAGGACAGAUGCCGUGGGAUUUUUUUUCCCAUGGACCAGUGUGUGUGUGCAUAGUUUCAUAUGCUAUCUAUAUCCUGUGCAUGUGCAGAUGAGGGUUCACUCACUUGGGUAGCCAGUUCCUAUGGGGGUUGGGGACCCCUGCUGUACCACUAUGGAGUGGUAUGUAAGCCUAAGUACUAUUGCUAUUAGCUAAUUAUGCUACAUUUAGGGGAUAGUAAAAAUGGUCCCCGCAAGAAAAUUGGGAAAGAAACAAUUUAUUAAAAGGCAGAGGCAGUACUUGGCCUUUUCCUAUUUCUAUCUGUCUUAUGGAAAAAAUUUCUUAACUUCUACCACCAGAUUCCUUAACCACCACAAUGAACUAUAUUAUAAUGUUCAUUUCCUUGUCUGCCUUGUUUGCAUAUUUAGUGGCUUUUUUUUUUUUUUUACAUAAAAGCAGGGAAAAGCAAUCCAUCCUGGCCAGAAAGGGCAAUAACAAGGAUGGUUGUUGUCCAAAAGCCGCCUACACUGAACAAAAGCUGUGUGUAUGUGUUUGAGAGCGACACAAACUGCUCCUAUGCCUUAUUCAACCACAUUCCUUCAUUGUAGGGACCUUUCUCCAUGAUUUAGUACCCAAUGGAAUAGAAGCUUCACAUCAUCACAACGCAAUGUUAUCAAAAGCAAGUCAUUAAUGUGGUGCAUGGUAAAACAGGGGGCAUGCUAAUGAUAUAAUUAUGACAAUAGUCCUGUCAAUGAUGUUAAAGAAUUCUAUAUUUUAUGUUCUGGCUUGAAGUGAAAGAGUUGGGAUCUAAUAAUUAUCCUGUGUAGCCCAGUUUCAAAUAUCAUAUUUGCAUCUGAGUCUCAACCAGAAAUAAAUGUACUGCAAUAGUUUAUGGGUACUUACUUGAUUGAAUUAAACCUCCCUUCUAUUAAACUUAAAAGAAACAUAGGAGACUCUUUAAAAACUGCACGGCCAUAUCCAGGCUUCUUUUGUAAUGAGUAACAAUACCGUAUGACUCCAUUAUACUGUACCUGCAUACUAAGAUCUGAAUGCUUUUCCUUGUGUAUUUCUCAAUAGCAGAAAACUAAAAGAAAAUCAUGCACAAUGAACAGAUUCUUGUGGGCUUUGGGGAAUCCUGAUUUUUUUAAAAAAAGCGAGGGGGGGGGAAUUUGAAACUGUAUUGAUUAAAAAAACUUAUGUGAGCACAGAAUCCUGAUAAUAGACUUGGAAUGAAAUUGGGAUAUGAUUAGACUGACGGUAGAACAGAAUGGAGAGAAAGAUGUCCAGAGAUUCUCUCCCCUUUUAACACUUGGCUAGUGCUUUGUUGUAGGUGUAAGAAUUCAGUCUCAGUGAAUUCAAUUGGAUUCACUCUCAGAUAAAUGCCUGUGGGGCAGCCAUUCGGCAAGAACAGCAAAUGUACAUAUAAAAUCUAAUUUUCUGAAGCAUGUAUCUAGUUUUUAUGAUUUUUUAAAAAAAAUAAAAUAUGUACUGUGUCCUA
This is a messenger RNA of Pantherophis guttatus, 7938 nucleotides long. It is a transcript of the gene TYRO3, whose product is annotated as TYRO3 protein tyrosine kinase. NCBI's taxonomy places the organism in Eukaryota, Metazoa, Chordata, Lepidosauria, Squamata, Colubridae. The record is from RefSeq and is a predicted model, not a curated record. Gene Ontology annotation, biological process: cell migration; cell surface receptor protein tyrosine kinase signaling pathway; nervous system development. Gene Ontology annotation, molecular function: ATP binding; protein binding; transmembrane receptor protein tyrosine kinase activity. Gene Ontology annotation, cellular component: signaling receptor complex; plasma membrane.